Molecule: messenger RNA, 895 nt
Organism: Ruditapes philippinarum (Manila clam)
Lineage: Eukaryota; Metazoa; Mollusca; Bivalvia; Venerida; Veneridae
Exons: 2
Coding region: 143-895 (250 amino acids)
Source: RefSeq, a predicted model, not a curated record
AUAGAAUUGAAUAAACAUGUUUACUGUAAUAUAGUAUAUUCUAUAACUUAACUUGAACGUAAAAAGUCAGAUAAAACUGUUCACAGAUUCUGGGGAUUUUAGUAAUAUUCUGAAAAAAACAGGAUUUUUCUGGUGAAAAAAAAUGGCUGAACAAAUAAUAUUUAUACUGUUACUUAUUGGAUAUUUACAUUUUUCCAUGUGUUUAUCUAAUGAUGAGCCACAUGCAUGUUAUAAUAAAUUUGAAUACGAAUAUAACGUUUUGCAGAAACUUAUCGUGCUAGAAGAGAAGAUGAAACAACAAGAGGAGACAAACAAUGCUUUAAGAAAUGAAUUAAGCGAUGCAAGAGAAGUGAUAACUGGAAUGAAGAAAAAAUUUAUCAGAGCCGAAAGAUCAUUUGACGGGUCAACAUAUACCCGUUGGGGUAGGACCAUUUGUCCUAAAGAAGCCUUUCUCGUUUAUGAAGGUUAUGCCGCUGGUGGUCACUACACUCACAAGGGUUCGGGAUCAAAUUAUUUGUGCUUGCCUAGAGAUCCUACAUGGGGUCAAAACAUAGAUGGUUUCCAAUCAGCCGACAGAAUAUACGGAGCUGAAUACCACACCGGCGAUUACCCAUACUGGAAACAUUUACAUUACCAAGACGUGCCUUGUGCAGUAUGCAGAAUCCCUCGGAAUAAUGUCCUUAUGAUUCCUGGAAGAAACAUCUGUUACAAGGAUUAUGUUUUAGAGUACAGUGGUUAUCUUAUGGCUGGUCACUUCUCACACGCUGGAUCAUCGGAAUAUGUUUGUGUUGAUGAUAAACCAGAAGCAUUGGAAGCCGGAAAAGGAGCCAAAGAUGAAACAUAUUUCUUUUUUCGUCCAGGCUACAUGCGGGGUACUGAAGUGUCCACCAUAUGA